Malassezia pachydermatis is the source of this 282-nucleotide messenger RNA. RefSeq lists its product as hypothetical. Gene Ontology annotation, biological process: mitochondrial respiratory chain complex IV assembly. NCBI's taxonomy places the organism in Eukaryota, Fungi, Basidiomycota, Malasseziomycetes, Malasseziales, Malasseziaceae. Gene Ontology annotation, cellular component: mitochondrion. The coding region runs from base 1 to 282 and encodes 93 amino acids. The record is from RefSeq and is a predicted model, not a curated record. The transcript has 4 exons.
AUGCGUGGUGUAUGUGAUCAACUACGUGCCGACUUGGUCGAAUGCCUGAAAAAGUCGGACUGUAUGCGGGUAGAAGGGCGAACUGGUAAAGAGUGCUUGACGCAUCACUUGCAGUCCUUGCCGCCGGAAUGCCAACAAGCCUACCAUGGCUUUGUUGAAUGCAAGCGAUCAUUGUGGGACAUGCGGAAACGAUUCCGCGGGAUACCCGGUGCUGAGUAUAGCACAAGCUCUACCACAUAUGCCGCGUUGGACAAGCGCCUUGGUAACCAAAACGACUCAUAG